Anopheles aquasalis is the source of this 5787-nucleotide messenger RNA. RefSeq names its product tudor domain-containing protein 7 tapas (gene tapas). The record is from RefSeq and is a predicted model, not a curated record. NCBI's taxonomy places the organism in Eukaryota, Metazoa, Arthropoda, Insecta, Diptera, Culicidae.
GUGGUGGCGCACGUACAUCGCAGUCCUCUCUCUCUCUUGGUGGUGCAAACGCGCGGUUUGUGGUUGCAAGUGCACGGAUUUGGUUGAUUUUACUAAGAAAACGCAUUACAACAUUACGACUCUGACUGUCUCGCCCAACGGCGGUGAAUCGUCAGGUAUGGCGGGUUCCCACGGUGGCCUGUCGGAAGAAGCGAAGAGGCUCAUAACAGAGAUCCGAUCCCUUGUCGCCUCCCGCAAGGAACCGUCGACUGCGCAGACCAUAAUGCGCGACUACAAGGCGAUUGAGGGGGAAGCGUUACCGUACCGUAAGUACGGAUUCAGCACCGUGGAGGACCUGCUGCAGGCCAGUGGUGAAUUCAUCAUCAAACGUGGAGACCUGGGAGAGCCGCGUAUAUACGUGAAGGUGAGCCGUGGCGGGGCUCACAUUAUGCAGAUGGUCCAGGCACAGAAAAGUGCGAAGGUGUCACCACGUUUCGCCGCCAUGCGCACACCGACGUCAAUGAGCCGGACCAACAGCUUCGCCGGUAGCCGUGGAUCAACUGGCAGCAGUGGUGGCGGUACGGCAUACAGCCGUAUCUACCAGCAAAUGCCUCAAAACGGGCGCUCUAUCUUUCAAAGUUCGUCCUCCGGCUCGCCAAAGAAGGCCAGCUUCGGAAAGUCGGGCUCGCCCAAAGGAUCCAAAGCUGCUACUGGUCCAUCGUGGAACGGUACCGGUAGUACCACCAGUAGUAGAGGUCCUUCAAAGAGUGACCUUUUUUACCAAGCCAUCACCGAUGGAUCGCAAAAUAGGAAAAAUGGCCAGGAAACCAACAACAACAGCUUGGCUACGAAGAACAACAAUCUUACCAGCACCACUGCAGGUGGCCAGCAGCAGCAGCAGCAGCAGCAGCAACUGAAAGGGAAUGAUUUGCGCCAUAAGCUAGAUGGUCGCAAUACGGGGCUGAGUCGCUCUUCGGUGGAUAUGCGCCAAGGAAAAGGAACACUUCUUCCAUCGAAUAUGACCAUCACCGUAUCCAACGGAACGUCCGGGAGCUAUGUGCGCAGGUUGGACUUUUCUGAUGGCAAGAGUGGCCAGGAAAGGAAGGUGACUGCCGCCGUUUCUAGCAACAAGAUUGCCGGUUCCGGUCGCGUGAUUCCUCCGUCGGUGCCACCGUUACCGCUCAUGUCUCUUAAGCUGCCGCAACCAUCCGAGCUAACGGCCGCACCAAAAGCGUCUACCAGCAGCAGCAGCAGCUUAAGCGCACGGCUCCAGCUGGCCAAGGGUAGUGCACCACCACCAGUAUCGACAGAAUCAGUAUUCCGCAAUGCGGCAGCUACGGUGGCAACCACUAGUUCCUACCAGCGAACGCAAUCGCUUGAGGAAAGAUCAUCGCUCGCCACUACCAGUGACACGCCAUUCUCAUCGACAACACUGCUGGGCCGCAAAUCCGUACAGGAUCGGCUAACGAAAAAUCAACGGGUGGCUGAGCAGGAUAUGGAAAAGGUGGCCAAGGUGGUGGCACCAUUGUCGCCUCCGGUCGCUAAUGGUGGCACUACCACCACGGUGAUAAACGGAAAAGCUGCGAGCACUACCGCAUCGUACUCUGGCAAAAGUACCACUGCGGCUCCCUACACCAACGGUGGCGGUGCACCCGACACAGAGUUCACGUGGAACGACGUGAAUGCGACACCCGUGGAGUUACUGAUGCGAUACAGUAACCUGAAGGGCUAUCCGCGGCCAGAGUAUCGUUACUUCAGGCUUAAGAACGGUCGCAUCCAGUGCCAGCUAACGGUGAAUGGAUCGACAUACUCCACGUACCCGAACGACUAUGGCAACGAGUUCGAGUGUCAGUUCGCGGCGGCCCUCAAUGCCAUCGAGGCCAUCCGGAGCGAUGAGUCGCGCCAAACGUACUCGGUGUGCCUGGACUCGGACGAGGAGAUUGCGAACCAUAUUUACGAGUUGCUGGUAAACUGCCCGCACGGUAUGUUCAGCAAACGUAUACCGGAUGCGUUCGAGCAGGCGCACCGAUCGACGCUACCGGAUCACUGGUUUUCGCUGCUCGAUCGCUACUCGAACCAGUUGUUUGUGCUGGAAGACUGUCUCGGUGAUACGAUUGUGUUUGCCCGUGAGCAACCGUCCAGCUCGGAUGCUGCGUCGAACACAUCGGAGGCACGGCAGAUGGCACUGAACCAGCUCGUGCUACCGUGGGACGAACAAUAUUGGAAUCUGUAUAUCACCAACCCGGUAUCGACGGUUGAGGUUUGGGCACGUCUGGUCGGCAAAGAAUAUAGCGACAAGAUGGAUACCCUCAUUACGGACAUUGAGAUGUCGAUGCUCAGCAAUCCACUCACUGCCGACGAAUCAGUGGGUGCCGUUGGCGAGUAUUACCUGGUUUGCAUUACCGAUUGCUGGUACCGGGUUCGUGUGGAUGAGAUCAACUACGAGAGUAACCAGUGCCAGUGCUUCUUCAUCGACAUUGGCGAGCGGGAUCAGUUUGCGCUCGAUCAGCUGUACCGGUGCGAUCCAAAGUACCUGCAGCUGCCGGGGCAGGCCAUUUGCUUUACGCUCGAGGGGCUUGAGGAUUUCAACGAAAAUCCCAAGGCGAAGCACCAUCUCGACAAUCUCAUCAGUGGUCGCGUGUUCAUCGGAGAGAUCCUGACGAAACGGGAGGUGUACGAGGAAGCGGAGCAGCUUGGUGGAGUAGGCACCGGUCAGCUGAAGCUAGCGCUCUACGAUACGUCCAAGGAGGAGGAAGAUGUGCUGAUGAAUCCGAUCAUACUGAAGCACAUCUGCGACGAUACACCGCUGCCGGAGUUGAACCGGAAGACGGUCAACUACGUCAACAUCUCGCACGUAGACGAUCAGGGCGAUGUGUACUGCACGAGGGACGGUGCGAUGAGUUAUAUUCAGAAACUCAUCACUAAUCUGACGAAAUCGGACGUGCUCGAGGGCAAGUACCGUGGGCUGUACGAGUCGAAGGUUUCUGCCACACAGCAGCAACUGUACCUAGUGCAGGACGACAGCGAUGGCAAGUGGUACCGAGCGGAACUGGAUGGCGAGGAAUCCGGUCCGUACUGUCGCAUGCUGUACGUGGACGUGGGAUGCCGUCGGCGGACGAAUGUAUCGAACAUCUAUCGGUUGGAACUGCUCAGCCUAGCGCUUAGCCGUUAUCCACCGCAAGCCCUUCGGAUGCGUAUGUUCAAUCUGCCGGAGGAGCGUUCGGUGGUGUCCCGUCUGCGUGCUCUGCUGAAGCCGGCCAUGCGAGCGAUGGCAAAGGUCUGCGCCAUGGCACCGGGCAGUGUGCCGCUGGUGAAGAUUUUCGUGUACGUCCCCGACGGUAGUGGCGACACCGGGAACAACAUUCUCGUGUGCGUUAACGAUUCGAUUCGGGACGAGAAGGAGUUUGAGCUCGAUUCCGAGCUCAUCAGUUCACCACGGACGCCCGGUGCGAACGAGAACGCCGCGGCGAGCAUUACCUCGAGUUCUUCCGGUGAACGGGACUCCUUACCCAAUUCCAGCAACAGUGAAACCGGUGGCACCGGUACGGGCUACACACCGUUGGCCAACAAAGAAGCGAAAGAGCUAGCCAAACGCUUCGAUGGUCUCAAUCUCAAGCCGACGAUGGCAACCCAAGCGGUGCUAGUGGAGAGCAAGCUGGCCAAGAUGACGCUCCCGCCCGUGGGCCAGCUGUUUGAUGUGAAGGUGACCAUCGCUUCGAAUCCGAAGUUUUUCAUCGUCCAACCGUACGGCUACAAUCUGCAGCUCAACCGACUGAUGCACGAACUGCAGGACUUUUGUAUGAAAAAGGCCCAGCCAGUUCGCAAGGAUCAGGUGCGCCAAGGGGAGGCGUACGCUGCCUUCUAUAAGGACGGUCAUUGGUAUCGUGCGAUCGUGUUGAACAUCAUCCAUGGACCGAAACCGAUCCACGUGUUCUUCUGUGAUUUUGGCCAGUUCGAGGAGCUCGAUGUGAGUGCGCUGCGCAUUCUGUCGCCCAGCUUCCGCGUAUUGCCGCAGCAGGCGAUUAAGGCUCGACUACAUGGUGUCAAACCGCUGAACAAGGGCUGGAAAGCGGACGAUGCCGUCCGUUUUCAGAAGCUGGUUGUCGGGCGUAAGUUUGCCAGCAUCGUGCGAGGCAUCGAGACGGACGAAAUCAAUCCGAACGAGAAGCUCGUCGACCUGGAGUUGAUUGACGUUUCAACGGAGGAAGAUAUACACGUACACCGGGUGUUGGUGGACGAGGGACGUGCCGUCUACACGGCCGCCCAAACGGUUUAACGAUUGAACGAACACAGAGCUCGAUAUUUAUUAACCCAUUCCAUUACUAUCUAUUACUGAUGAACGAUAAAGAUAAGGCCGCUAUUUGUCUACCCAAUACUCUGAUACUAAUAAGCGCGCAGUGAGUGCGGUAGAUGGUAUUGUCUGGGGUUUCCUUUUUUUUUUGCUCUUAAAUAUUUAAUCUCGGCAUUAUCAUCUCCAUUGCGUGUCCUAGACACGUGAUUCUCAUUACAGGGGCCUUGGGUUCCGUUUUUCUUCAUGCGUCCACGAUGUAAGGAAAGUGCGCGCGCAGCCUACUGUCUAGUGUGUAACGAUUUGUUUUGCUUGGCCUUGACGAAUGCCAAUUUUUAUGAAAUAGAUAUAAUCUCAUAUUUUAUCGUCCAAGCACCCCUAUGGCGAGAGAAGAAGAGAGGGAAGGGGUCUGUUAGCGGUAGUAGUUAAGGGGCCAAAGAAUUAGAAUGAACCCGCAUGGCCUGCUUCUGUUCUUAUACUUUCUGCUGUUGCAUGUUUGUUACGGCGGAACGGCAUAGGCGAUGAUUUCCUGCGUGAGGUUGUGGCUCCUAGUGCUUAGAGCUUACCCUGCCAGAGAGCUAGCCACAGCAUGCGAAAUGAUAUGUGAUAAUACUGAACUGGAAAACCUGAAUUAAUGUUGCCUUUCUUCCAUUUAUAAUUAAUAUUGAUAAGCGACGAUGAACAGCACAGGCAAUGAGAGGAUGCGAGAGAGAGAAAGAGCCAAAAGGAAAUACGAUAUUCCCGGUUAGUACGAUUUGAUGCGAGCGCAAAUGCGAAAUAUAGUUGAGGCCUAUUGAAAGGCAGAAACGUAAUUUAUUAUCACCCCGCUACACUGCACUAUCCCUGCCCUUAGUUUUAUCCCGUAGAAACAGGGAGGAGGCUGAGGAGGAUAGGAACGUGUAACAAGUGCCUCCUUCGGAAUGCCUAUUGCAGCGUAUUGCGGUAAUGUAAUGGAUACGUAAGGAAAUGUAAUAUGGAGUAUUGCGGUUAAAUUUUUCUUUAAACUCAUUUAGAGGAAUCUAGGGCCACAUAUAUACCCCCCCAAUAUAGGGAACAUUAAUACUAUCCGAUGCACAGACGCAUGCACGCAUGGCAUGAUCAUCCUAUUCGAUAGUAGUCGCGCAGCCACUGCUCGUCCUAUAAUCGCUCAUUACUCCUUGACUUAGUGCCUUAAGAAAUGGGAACCGUAUGUGAUGGAUAUUCAAACUAUUCAAGUAGUAUGAACUAUUUAAUCCCUAUUUUUUUUCUACUGAUUGGAGUUAUGUUUUAAACGAAGAAGAAGAAAAACUAUACACCCCGCGUCACCAACUGCACAAUAGCACAAUACCAGCGAAACAAUUUCAAGCCACUACAACGAACGAAGUCAUAUGAAUUAUAAAUCCCCGUCGUAUACGAAAGAGCCAUUACUUAUUACUCCGAGCGAUACCGAUUUUUGGGUACGGAAGCGAAUUAAUUUUCGGGAAACCACCAGAACACACGAACUAAAAGCGAAAUAGAAUGCCAUGGAGGAGGUGGGUUAA